AUUAAGCCUUUUCACUCAGCGAGCAGCAGCACAUGUACUUCUGCAUGCCUAAACGCUAGAACUAGCUCUACUCUCUUAUGGCUUCUCUUCCUCCUCACUCAGCUCUCCAAACUCUCACAGACCAUGGAAUCAAUACCACAUUAGAAAUGGAAACCAUCAAGAAAAUCACAGUGCCAAACAAAAGAGAAGGAGCAGGUUCUAACAUGAAGGAGUUUGGGACAGUCACAGAGCAGGAUGAUGACGGAGUUUUCUUGACAUGGAAGGAUCUAAGCGUGACAGUUUCCAAGGGAAAAAGAGGCGCAAAAUCAAUCCUUAAGGAUCUAACAGGUUAUGCUCGACCUGGGGAGCUUCUAGCCAUUAUGGGUCCUUCUGGUUGCGGCAAAUCUACACUUCUUGAUGCUUUAGCUGGGAGGUUGGACUCUAACACAAGGCAAACGGGAGAGAUUCUGAUUAAUGGUCGUAAGCAGGUCCUGGCUUAUGGAACAUCGGCAUAUGUAACACAAGAUGAUGCUUUAAUGACGACUUUGACGGUGAGAGAAGCAGUGUGCUACUCAGCUCAGCUCCAGUUACCAGACUCAAUGUCAAAAUCAGAGAAGAAGGAGAGAGCAGACAUGACAAUAAGAGAAAUGGGAUUGCAAGAUGCCAUGAACACCAGAAUUGGGGGGUGGGGAGUCAAAGGCAUUAGUGGUGGGCAAAAGAGGAGAGUGAGCAUCUGCAUAGAGAUUCUAACACGCCCCAAGCUUCUCUUCCUGGACGAGCCAACCAGCGGGCUUGACAGUGCAGCAUCAUUUUAUGUCAUGAGCAGAAUUGCACGCCUCGGUCAAAGAGAUGGGAUUGAAAGGACCAUUGUUGCAUCCAUUCAUCAGCCUAGCAGUGAGGUCUUUCAACUCUUUCACAAUCUCUGUCUCCUAUCUUCAGGUAGAGCCGUGUAUUUUGGUCCUGCUUCUGCAGCAAAUCAGUUUUUUGCUUUAAGUGGUUUCCCAUGCCCUACCCUCCAAAAUCCAUCUGAUCACUUCCUAAAAACCAUAAACAAAGAUUUCGAAAAGGACAUCGAAGAAGGUUUAGCUGGAUCAGCAAUAUCCACGGAGGAAGCAAUUGAAAUACUUGUAGAAUCGUACAUAUCAUCAGACAGGUUCCAACAAGUACCAAAGCAGGUAGCAGAGAUAUGUAAACUGCAGGACCACAGAGAAUCGGAUACGAAGAGAAGCCAUGCUAGUUUCCUUACUCAGUGUCAUGUUCUAACAAGAAGAUCUUUUGUGAACAUGUAUCGUGAUCUAGGCUAUUACUGGUUGCGCCUAGCAAUUUAUAUCGCGCUGGCUAUAGGCCUCGGUACAGUGUUUUUCAACAUUGGCCAUGGUUAUGAUUCAAUUCAGGCAAGAGUUUCGCUGAUCAUCUUUAUAGCCUCUUUCCUAACGUUCAUGGCCAUUGGUGGAUUCCCAUCUUUUGUGGAGGACAUGAAGAUAUUUGAACGAGAAAGAUUAAAUGGGCAUUACGACACCGGUGCAUUUGUAAUUAGCAACACACUCUCUGCUGUGCCAUACCUUCUACUGGUUUCAGUCAUUCCGGGAGCUAUAGCUUAUUACCUGCCUGGACUGCGGAACGGACCAGAAUACUUUCUCUACUUCGUUUCGUCGCUAUUUGCUUGUAUGAUGGUCGUCGAGAGCCAGAUGAUGAUUGUGGCAAGCAUUGUGCCCAAUUAUCUGAUGGGCAUAAUUGCGGGUGCAGGAAUUCAAGGGCUGAUGCUUUUAGUUGGCGGAUUCUUCAGAUUGCCAAAUGAUCUUCCAAAACCCUUUUGGAAAUACCCAUUAUAUGAGGUGGCUUUCCACAAGUAUGCAUACCAAGGAAUGUUCAAGAACGAGUUUGAAGGAACAAUAUUUCACAGUAACAAAGAUGGAGGGCCGCACAUCAUCACUGGGGAGGAGAUUUUGAGAGAUACAUGGCAAGCUGACAUGAGUUACUCUAAGUGGGGUGAUAUUACUGUAUUGCUGGGUAUGAUUGCUUUCUAUCGACUCUUGUUUCUGCUCAUCGUCAAGCUUACUGAAAAGGUCAGACCCUGAGUAUUUAAGGUGAUCUUCAUGUCAUAUGAAGAGAAGCUGCUGGAGAUCACUAUCUGGAUCAAAGGUGUUUGCUAUAUGUUCUGUAAAGUGCAAAAUCUACUGUUGGCAAUAGUGUUGCUUCAUGAAUCUGUGGUUGAAAUUUAAUAUGGUUAUAAAAUAAAGUGGAUAUUUGAUAUUA
This is a messenger RNA of Carya illinoinensis, 2235 nucleotides long. RefSeq names its product ABC transporter G family member 1-like. NCBI's taxonomy places the organism in Eukaryota, Viridiplantae, Streptophyta, Magnoliopsida, Fagales, Juglandaceae. Gene Ontology annotation, cellular component: membrane. Bases 78 to 2057 code for a protein of 659 amino acids. The record is from RefSeq and is a predicted model, not a curated record. Gene Ontology annotation, molecular function: ATP binding; ABC-type transporter activity; ATP hydrolysis activity. The transcript has 8 exons.